Toxorhynchites rutilus septentrionalis is the source of this 2967-nucleotide messenger RNA. It is a transcript of the gene Saf-B, whose product is annotated as SAFB-like transcription modulator. Gene Ontology annotation, biological process: regulation of mRNA processing; regulation of transcription by RNA polymerase II. Lineage: Eukaryota; Metazoa; Arthropoda; Insecta; Diptera; Culicidae. The record is from RefSeq and is a predicted model, not a curated record. Bases 133 to 2604 code for a protein of 823 amino acids. The transcript has 8 exons. Gene Ontology annotation, cellular component: nucleus. Gene Ontology annotation, molecular function: RNA binding; sequence-specific DNA binding.
ACUUUGUUCAUUCUUCAUUCAUCACUCGUCCGGUACUGUCGUGUGUGCAUUUUUAUCGCGUCGAAACAUAUGCAAAAAGGAUUCAAACUAUCGGGUCGCUUGUAUCUCGAAUAAACAGUUUUGGAAAUAGUCAUGGCAGAUACGGUGGAAAAAAGAAAAUUGAGCGAGUUGCGGGUAGUUGAUCUUAAACAGGAACUGGAGAAACGCAACAAGGACGGCAAUGGUGUGAAGAAUGUGCUUAUCGAACGGCUAACGCAGGCCCUGAAGGAUGAAAAACAAGAUCCGGAAACAUUCGAAUUUGAGGUUACCGUCACCGGAAAGACACCAGCUAAAAAGACCAAGCCCGCUACUGGGAAGUCGGACGAUGAUACGGCGGAGAAUGCGGCUGCUGACAGCAGCACUAAUGGGGAGGAAGGCGAUAAUUUAAAUACCUCAGACAAGAAUGGAGCGGAAGAGAACAAGGGAGACAACAAAGGCUCAUCUGCGGAUACAGACGCCGCCAAAAAGACGGAAGACGACCAGGAGAAAAAAGCUAAAGAAGACAUCAAGAAGGAAGAAAGUGUGCCCAAAAAGGCCACUGAAGAGAAAAAGGAUACCAAGGAGGACACCAAAGAAGCAGACAAUGAAGAUUCACUUAAUCUUACCAUCGGCGAGGACGACGAAAAGUUGCUUCACGACGAUAGCAAUGUCGAAAGCGAUAAGAAAGCUGGCGAUGUUACCAAGACAACAAAUGAGGAGAAAAAGGUCGAUUCCAAAGGCACAGAAGGUAGUGAUAAGAUCGAGAUAACUGAAGCAUCCAGUGAUAACACGACUGCUAAAGAUGACAAAGAGAAUGCCAGCAAAGCUUCAUCGACCUCUGCAAAAUCUGGUUCCGGCGAUUCCAAGGCAAAAUCAUCACCGAACGCGAGCGAGAAAUCAACCUCAACUGUGUCACGCAAUCUUUGGGUAUCGGGAUUGUCCUCAUUAACCCGUGCGACCGAUCUGAAGCUGAUUUUCUCCAAGUAUGGCAAAGUGAUUGGGGCGAAAGUGGUGACCAACACGCGCACACCCGGAACACGUUGCUACGGCUAUGUGACGAUGGCAUCGGCUAAAGACGCUACGGAAUGCAUCACGCAUUUACAUCGCACCGAGCUGCACGGACGAAUGAUCUCGGUGGAGAGAGCAAAGUCCGAUUUGGGUCCGGCGAAGGCAGCUGCUAGCAGCGGAAAAUCCGAAUCAUCAAAGACAUCCGAGGGCAACAGUGGCAAAGAUAAAGAUGAGAAGAAAGAAGAUAGCGGCAAAGCAAGUAGCGAUAGAGACAGAAACCGACACCGAAGCAGGUCUCGCGCCAGAUCGCCACCUAGAAGCAAGUCUAACGUCAGAAGCAAGAGUCAAGCUCCUGCCAGUGGAAGAUCCCAAGAGAAGGACGAUAAAUCCAGAGACGACAAGAGGAAAGAUGACAACCAUAAGGACAAAGAUGGCCCCAAGAAGGAUGAUCAACUUGCGAGAGAUCGUGAUCGUCGUGAUUUGAGCCGCAGGGAUCAACAACAGCGCAACAGAGAUCGUGAGAGGGAGGUUCUGUCGCUGCAGAAAAUACGUGAAGAGCGCGAGCGUCAGCGUCUGCGCGAGAAGGAGCGUCAGCUGCGCGAGGAGGAACGUCGCCGCCGGGAGAUCCGUGAUCGUCAACGUGAGGAAGAAGCGCUGUUGCGACGCGAACGCGAGAAGCUUGCCAUGGAAAGAGCACGCAUCGAGAAGGAGAAAUCGGAGCUGCUGAGAAUCGAACGCGAGCGACAGAAGCUGGAACGUGAGAAGAUUGAACUUGAGCGCCUGGAGCUGAAGCGUCAGCAAAGGAAGAUUGAAGAGGCGAAACGGAACCUGAAGCGUCCGGCGGCUGAACACACUCACUAUGAUGAUGAGCGUAAACGACCUGUAGGAGAUCGUCGCUUUGAGGCACCUCCUCCGCCGUCCAUCUCUGCGUCGAGUCGUGGUGCGUACGCUCCUGUGGACAAGAAGCGCUUGGAUGAUUACCCACCCGCGAAGCGCGAUGAUUAUCCCCCGAAACGGGACGACUUCAAAUCACGGGACGAUUUCAAACCACGUCAGGUGGAUGACUACCGGCGUGAUAGUGGCUUCAAGCGGAACGGUGGCGUGAUGGACGAUUACAAGCGCGAAUUGGACCGACCGAUGCAAUCGAUGGAUGGUGGUCGCUAUCAGGAUAGCCGCACUGGAGGUAACGAUUAUCGUAGCAACAGUGGUCCCCGGGAUGACCGCGAUCGCAAUGGUGGUGCCCCGAAGCGUUAUAUAGAUUCCGUCGAUAAUCGCUACCAGGAUCGUACCGGAGGUGGUGGUGGCGGUGGAAAUGGUCCAUGGCAUAACAGUUCCGGCCCGGCGCAGAUGAGUAUGGCUCCUAGCAUGAAUAAUGACGCCUGGCGAAUGGAAAACAGUCAGGAUCGUUACGAUCGGACGUAUAACGAGAGAAAAGCACCCCAAAUGAGUUCAGGUCCCUUCAUGGACACCUCAAGGCAAAGCCAGUUCAUGAGCGGCGGUGGUGGUGGCGGCAGUGGACGACCGCAAGAUCGGUAUGGGGCACCUGUGUCAGGGCGCUUCGAUAACGGGCGAUACUAAUAAUUAGCAAGGGUACACCGUGCCUGUGUGUAUUAUAUUUGGUUGAUUCGUUUCUCCACAGUGCGUGGAGAGAGAGAGGGAACGAAUCAGGAAGUUGCAUUAUUUGUUAGCUUAAGUGUACUUUAAAGUUAGAAUAUAAGGAAAUGCCAAGGAAGAACGAUCGUUUACAACAACCGAAGAUGUGUAACCUUCGAAUUAAUGAAAUACGCUUCCACACUCCAUUUGACCAUCAUACGUUUCCCAAAUGCUUUUUAAUUGGAUCCACCAAGUAAGUGUAUGACUAUCGAAUGUUUAGAUCGAUUUUCUGCUGUAAUCAAUAUGAAAAUUACUAAGAUACUAGAAAUAAAAGAAUCAUGAAAAAUG